Molecule: messenger RNA, 976 nt
Organism: Eutrema salsugineum
Lineage: Eukaryota; Viridiplantae; Streptophyta; Magnoliopsida; Brassicales; Brassicaceae
Product: GEM-like protein 2
Exons: 4
Coding region: 108-806 (232 amino acids)
Source: RefSeq, a predicted model, not a curated record
GUACAACCCACGAGCUUCCGAUCUAUAUCUAUAUCACCUAUAUAUUGUCUUCUCUAUCACUAUAUACUAUACAUCAACAUCAUCAAUAAUCUUCAUUAGGUAAUAUCAUGAGUCCACAAUACAAGACUGUAUACGAGAAAGACUCAACGGCUAGGCACAAGACCAACGGUCAUGACAAUCGUAAUAAUAAUCCUUACGUCCAAAUUACUUCUCCCACCUCGGCUUCUGAUAAGAGGUCGAAGGAUAAGGUUAUUGAAGUGUUGAAUCGGUGCGGGAAGAAAGUGGAGGAGGUGACUCGUAAGGCGGAAAAGUUAGCCGAUGGGUUAAAAGACCACCUGAAGUUUAGUCCUAGCAUAAGUGAUGCAGCAAUGGCAAGGCUUGCACAAGGCACUAAAAUGCUCGUGGAAGGAGGACCAGAGAGAGUAUUUCAAAGGGAGUUUGGUCUCUUAGCCGCAGAGAAACUCUUAGAUUCGUUCGUUUGCUACAUAUCGACCACAUCAGGACCAGUGACCGGAAUGUUAUACAUUUCGAGUAGAAGAAUCGCUUUUUGUAGUGAUUAUGCCAUCCGUCAUCCUUCUUCCGCCGGUGGAACCGGUGUUCCGGCAUACUACAAGGUGGUAAUGGAGUUGGAAAAGGUAAGGAGCAUAAGCUCAUCGUCGAACGUGUUAAAGCCAAGUGAGAGGUAUGUGCAUGUGGUGACGCAAGAUGGUUUUGAGUUUUGGUUUAUGGGAUUCGUCUCCUACAUCGAUGCUUUCAAUUGUCUCAACAAAGCUCGUCUUAACUCUCAUUGUGUUUCUGGCAUGUAAACCAAAUUCUAAGACUUUUCUUAUCACUAAUAAGUCUUUGUUGUCUACUCAUAUGUACAACUUGUAUUGUAAUCAUUUGGGUUCGCCAUGGUGUAGUAACAAAAGAAUUGAUUUACACAAAAGUAACUUGUUUACGGUCGUUAUUAGAGAUGAGUGCGUUAUUUGAUAGA